Molecule: messenger RNA, 616 nt
Organism: Frankliniella occidentalis (western flower thrips)
Lineage: Eukaryota; Metazoa; Arthropoda; Insecta; Thysanoptera; Thripidae
Product: E3 ubiquitin-protein ligase RNF113A-like
Exons: 4
Coding region: 59-616 (185 amino acids)
Biological process (GO): snoRNA splicing
Cellular component (GO): U2-type spliceosomal complex
Source: RefSeq, a predicted model, not a curated record
ACUUGUCGUCAAAAGUGUCAAAAGGCCACUGCCACCGCGCCAUAGUUUGACUGCAGCAAUGGCGGACGAAAGUGAAACGAAACAAAAUUGUACUUUUACGUUUAAAAAGCGUAGAAACCAAGCAGUUCGCAGAAAGAAAGAGAGUGACGAAAGUGAAGGUAGCAAUAACGAUGAAGAAAAACCUACAGUUGUAAGGAAGGAGAAGAAAGUCAAAACCAAUUUGAUGGUUCAAUCUACAGCAAAAGCUCGCAAAAAAAAGAAAGAAGCAGAUGACAGCGAUGAAAGUGAUGAUUCCUCUGAGCAUGAAGAUGUCAUGGUGUCAUAUAGGUCUAAGCGACUCACCGGACCAGAAGGUCCAAGUGACAUGGGAGCCACUGCAACUAUUGAAAUAGAAACUGAGAAAGAUCGUGAUGCCCAAGCACAGUUUGAACGAGCACUAGCAAUUAACAAAGUAAGUCCUAAAAACUUCUACAUCAUUGACUUGCACAGCUUUUCAUCAAACUUUUCCAACUUUGAAAACUUCAGCUCGAGGGUGGGGGCGUCUCCGGAACACGGCGAGCUCGCCCAAGAACACCAGCAGCGCAACGGCGUGGCCCAGCGCCAGCAGCUUCCAUGA